AUGCACCGUAAACCAUGUACAUUGCCGGCGAUAGAGACUCUUCAGCGUAAUGUUCGGAAGGUUCCUACUUGUUACACGAGGAAAUCAAGAGAUAUCGGAUUUCAUUUGCCCCACAGGAAGCUGUUGGAUAAGAUUGAACAUGUAGAAAAAGAACCAGAGCCUUUGACCGGUUUCGGCGUGGCUCAAGAAGAAAGAUUUAAAAAAGAGAGGAAAACUCAAAAGUUGCACCUUGAACCUAUUAAACUAGAUGAAGUGUUUGAUAUCGUUGUAGGUAAAAAGAAAAAAGCUAUAAAGAUUCACGAGUCUCGCAGUGAUUCUGACGUGGCGGAGAAGGGGCACACCACGACAGACCCGCUGAAGGUGAAGCCAGUGGUUGCAUCGCAGAAGGAAGUCAUAGAUUAUGUCCGCGGCAACCCAGAUUGCGGUUUCUUAUACAUGAUAUACGCCGUACACCCACAGAAUGUGUAUUUCACGCCAUAUUAUCUCAAGGUGGUACCAUAUGAUCAAAUUGAUAGAAGGAACUACUUGACAAUAAGUCCGUGUGGAGUAACGCACUACACGAGCGAAAUGGUGUUCACCAAACUUCCAGACUGGGAACAAGAAUACACAAUAUUUGUACAGCUUACGGAUAUAAAAUUUUUCCGGAACUAUCGCUACUGGAAAGCGUUUUACGUGUGGCGGAAAUCGAUAUUAUUCAGGAAAUAUAGCAGAAUCCGCAAGAAGAUUGCUAAGAAACUUUUCAUUCUGACCCCAGUUUUGGGCAAAGCACUCUUGAGCAUGCAAGCAAUGUGCUGUGAUAUGUAUAUGAAGAGUUUUGCCGAUAUUUCUAAGGAUAUGGAUAUUGCAUUUUUCUACUUUAUUGAAGUUCAGAUGAAACAAGUGGAGUAUAUGCGAACGAAGCUCUUCGAAUUCCGUGCGAUAGUACUAGACGUUAUAACCACAGCUUGUCAUGCUGCUCUGUACCAACAGGGCUUCAUAUACGACGAUAGGAACAUAGCGCCCUUUCAGAUUAUACGAGGGAAGCCUCAGGGAGGAAUGUCGUACACCGAAAAGGCAAAUAAGAGGAACUAUUGUGAGAGACUUGCUUGUUUCAUAAAACUAAUGGACUACAUGACGAACUACAUGCUAUACCGUCUGACGAAACUCUCGAACUCCAUGAUGGCGAACAUGUUGAGAACGCACGUGCAAUUCGUUCCGCCGCAUGAGUUGCUCCAAGGAUCCGAUUUGGAUGAAGUACUGGAAGUAUUGCCUAGAGACACUGAGACAUGCAAGUGGGCUCUGUUCCAAGUAGAUGCUUAUGUCGUACCUUCAGGAGAAGUAGAACUGAAUCCAAGUGAAAAAAUAAUAUCAAAAUAUUUGCAAAGAAUCACCGACUAUUGGGAGGAAUACGUUCGGACCUUUCACAACUUUCUCAAUGAGGAUACAUUACAAAUAUUCGUUCAGCCGACUAUAAUGGGGAAGCAAGUCGAAUGGUCCGCUGGCCAGUCACCGAAUUUGUACUUCUUAAUGCACCAAGACAAGCAAAUGUUAGACGAUAUCAAUUUUAUACCCCAAUGCAUAAGAAGCGCUUUUGAAAAGUUGUGGACUUUCCUUAAGCGAAUGAAUAAAUUUAUGGAAAACUUUAGAGAGGCUCAUGAGAUGGACACCAAUAUAAUAAGGCAAGAGAGAGACGUGAAUGUGUUUAGGAAGUUAUGUGAGAAGUUUGUUAAACAAAUCGAAGAGAUUGAGGAUGUCGUCAGUUAUCAGCCACUUGGAUUAUUGUUCCUCUGCCUGUCUCCAUUCCAAGAGCUAUUCAGACCUCAACCGAGAAGACUAUUUGAUGUUGUUCAUACGACCACACCUGAUAUUGGAAGAACAUGUAUAGACGAAAUUCUAGAAGGAAUAGAAGGCAUCAACGAUGAUAUAACCAAAGAGCCGGAAAGCGCCGGUGAACUCGUGGCUUACAACUUCUUACUUGAUGGGUUGGAACCUCGAGUAGCUAAAUUAGAAGAAAGAUUAGAGUAUCUACGGGAAUUGUACGAUUUGAUGGGUGAAUUUAAUAUCGCUAUACCACCUGAUGAUAUGACUGAAUAUUUGGGUCUCAGUGUAGCCCUAGGCAAUCUACGCACCAACGUAGACGCUAGACUGGAAACUCGAGGUAAAUUAGCUGGAAUGUUUGCCAGUCAGAUCGGGAAGGAUAUCAUGGAGUUGAUGCUGGAUGUCAAUAAGCUGCGAGAUGAAGUUGUUCAACCUUGGUUAUAUGAUGAAAAAUCAGAAUACGAAAAGGUGUUGGAAGUUCUUGAUGAUCUAUCAGAGAAACUUCAAGUGUGUACCACAAGGGACAAACAGAUCCGCGAGUGGCAGAAAAUAUUCAAGAUACCACCAGCGAGAUUGGAACAACUGGAUGAAGCCAUUACAGAUGUGCGGCUGCGUCAGAUGCUGUGGAAGAAUUCUAAAGAGUGGAACGAUCUGUUUGCAUCUUGGUAUGAAGCACCCUUCAAUUCGUUAGAUAUAGAUGAGAUACAAACAACAACAAUCAACUUCGGAAAAGCAUUCAACCAACUUGACAAAGGUCUGCCACCAAACAAGAUAGUUCCGGGCUGCAAGGAGACUAUCGACAUUAUUAAGGAUAAGCUACCAGUCAUGUCGUAUCUCCGAAAUCCAGCACUAAAACCUCGACAUUGGGUCCGUAUAGAGGAAAUUCUUCAUACGCGCUUCACGCCGGACAUGGUGGUGACCCUGAAGAUGUUGGAAGACUUGCAGGCCUUCCAACAUGCGGAGGAGCUCAUGGAAGUCGCUGGUCAAGCGAGUUCGGAAGCUGGCUUAGAAGCUUUACUGAAGAAGGUGGAAGAAAUUUGGGCAGCGUUAGAAUUCCCCGUUUUGCUUCACAAGGACGCCCGAGAUGUUUAUGUCCUAGGUGGUCUAGAUGAGAUCCAGGCUGCUGUUGACGAGAGCAACAUUCACAUAAGUACUAUACUCAGUUCGAGAAACUGCGGACCCAUUAGGAGCAGGGUCGAAGAAUGGGCCAAAAACUUAGAGUUAUUCGCAAGAACUUUGGAAGAGUGGUACGCAUGCCAGCAGACCUGGAUAUACCUGGAGGUGAUAUUCUCAGCACCAGACAUCCAACGGCAGUUGCCCAACGAGACGCGACUUUUCACCAUCGUUGAUAAGUCGUGGAAGGAUAUUAUGAGGAAAUUGGCUAAGGUUCCUCUCGCCAUGCCAGCAGCUACUCAGCCAAAGUUAUACGACGAGUUUGUUCGCAACAACGAGAUGCUGGAUCAGAUCAUGAAGUGCUUGGAGGCGUACCUAGAGACCAAACGAGUGGCUUUCCCGAGGUUCUUCUUUCUAUCCAACGAUGAAUUGCUUGAGAUAUUGGCUCAGACACGCAAUCCUCAUGCUGUACAACCGCAUCUACGCAAAUGCUUCGAUGCGAUUGCGAAACUGGAAUUCGGGGUGAAAUUACCGGAGAGUGAGAUGGAGAUAACAGAAGAUGGCACUCUUGUUGAAAGAGAGAUGUCGUUUGCUACGCGAGAUGCUUUGCAGGCGAAGCUGGCAAAAACGGCGAAAGCUGAAGAUUUAACCACCGAUAUUAUUGCCAUGCUCUCACCCGAAGGAGAAAGAAUCAAUUUGGGCAAGGGUCUCAAAGCCCGCGGUAACGUCGAGGACUGGCUAGGCAAAGUGGAGGAAGCGAUGUUCGCGUCAGUGAAGCGCUGCAUGAAAUUCGCUUUGAAGGAUUACCAAGUUCGAACCAGAGUCGAAUGGGUGACUUUACAUCCCAAUCAGGUGGUUCUAACAGUUUCGCAAACGAUGUGGGCUCGAGGCGUUCAUGAAAUAUUCGACCUCGAUGUCCCAUUGCGCAUUGAUACAGCUCUGCUAGAUUACGAGAGGAAAUGUAUUGCGGAUCUCAACGACCUGGCAGCGCUAACUCGACAAGACCUCACCUCGCUGUUCCGAAAAGUUCUAUGCGCUCUGAUAACGGUCGACGUUCAUGCAAGAGACACCAUCACUCAUAUGGUUGAAAAGCAUGUGCAAAGAUCGAAUGAUUUCGAAUGGCUCAAAAUGAUCCGCUACUACUGGGAAGACGACAUCGACAACUGCGUAGCGAGGAUGUCCAGCGCUAUGUACAUAUAUGGCCAUGAAUAUUUGGGCGCUGGGGGUGUUCUGGUAAUCACCCCCCUCACGGACAGAUGCUACCUCUGCCUCAUGGGCGCGCUGCAGCUGGACCUGGGCGGGGCUCCAGCAGGCCCAGCUGGGACCGGCAAGACAGAAACCACAAAGGAUCUAGCCAAGGCUCUUGCGAUCCAGUGCGUCGUGUUUAAUUGCUCUGAAGGUCUGGACUACAAAAUGAUGGGCAGAUUCUUCUCGGGGCUGGCAACAUCGGGGGCUUGGUGCUGCUUCGAUGAGUUCAACAGAAUUGACAUCGAAGUGUUGUCUGUGAUCGCCCAACAGUUGAUCACCAUUCGGAAUGCUAAAGUGGCGAAACAGACCAGAUUUAUGUUUGAGGGCCGCGAAAUAAAACUAGUGCGAACCUGUGCCGCCUUCAUCACAAUGAAUCCGGGCUAUGCUGGAAGGACUGAACUGCCGGACAAUUUGAAAGCACUAUUUAGACCUAUUUCUAUGAUGGUGCCCGAUUAUGCGCUCAUUGCGGAAGUUAUUCUGUAUUCAGAAGGCUUUGAAUCGUCGAAAGGUUUGGCAAAGAAAAUGGUCCAAAUGUACAAAUUAUCGAGCGAACAAUUGUCCAAACAAGACCAUUAUGAUUUUGGAAUGAGGGCCGUAAAAAGUGUACUUGUGAUGGCCGGAGCUUUAAAACGCGCCAGUCCAGACCAGCACGAAGAGAUGACUCUGCUGUGUGCGCUGAACGAUAGCAACUUGCCUAAGUUUCUGGCGGCAGAUGCGGUGCUGUUCGCUGGAAUAUUGUCUGACCUGUUCCCGGGCGUGUCGCUGCCCGUGAGAGAUUAUGGGGUCAUGGUGGACGUUAUAAAAGAGAUACUGAUCGAGCGCAAGUUGCAAGUGGAAGAUUGUCAGAUAAAGAAGGUGAUACAGUUGCACGAAACGAUGAUUGUCAGGUGGGGGGUCAUGUUGGUGGGGCCAACCGGCGGUGGCAAGACCACAGUGCUGCAUGUAUUAGGCGAUACCUACACUCGUCUAUGUGAAAAUGGUGUUGAAGGUCCAACAUACCAAAUAGUACACAAAUAUAUAAUGAACCCCAAGAGCCUCAGUAUCGGAGAGUUAUACGGAGAAGUGAACUUACAAACCUUAGAGUGGCAUGACGGUAUUCUACCUCUGUCCCUACGUACUGCUGUACAGUGCGAAGAUCCCGAUCACCAGUGGUUGAUUUGCGACGGGCCGGUGGACGCCGUGUGGAUCGAGAACAUGAAUACUGUCCUUGAUGAUAACAAGAUGCUCUGUCUGUCCAACUCGGAGCGGAUUAAGCUGACGCCGUAUGUGCAUAUGGUAUUUGAGGUAGCAGAUUUGGCGCAAGCAUCACCAGCGACCGUAUCACGCUGUGGCAUGGUCUAUAUCGACCCAGGAGAGCUAGGCUACCUACCGUUUGUUAGAUCCUGGCUCGCUGAAGGCAUAGACAAGAAUCUCUUCACGCAGGAGAACUCAGACUUUCUAUAUGAGCUCUUUAAAAUGUUGGAAGUCGGAUUGACUCACGUGAACGUCAAGUGCAGUGUUGGGAUAAAGCAGGUGGAUAUAAGCAAAGUAUCAGCCCAGUGCUGUCUCAUGACCGCGUUACUCUCCGAACCUGGCGAGAGGUUUGCGGACAAAGCAGCGAUCAAAACCUAUAUCGCGUACUGCUUUAUCUUCUGCUAUAUCUGGUGCAUUGGUGGGAACAUUCUUGAGACCAAUCGAAAGGCUUUCGAGGAGGUUGUUAAGAGGCAAUUUGAAGCGUUCGAAGAAGCUGAGUAUUUCCCGCAAGGCUUCAACUUCUUCGAUAUGUUCAUGGACACGAAGCACCGUAAGCUCAAAGUAUGGGCUGAAAUCAUCCCGGAGUUUCUGUACGAUUGCAAUAAGCCAUUCUUCGAAACCCUCGUGCCGACCAUAGACACCGUUCGAUAUGGAUAUUUGUUCCAGAAGCUUCUAGGCGUUUGUAAGCCCGUUAUGUUCACUGGGAAUACAGGAGUUGGGAAGACAGUCAUAGCUGCGGAGGUAUUGAACAAAAUGGCCAGCGGCGGCAUAUAUAUACCAGUUAUAUUGAACUUUUCCGCGCAAACUAGCAGCCCUAGGACUCAGGAGGUAAUAGAACUUCGCUUAGAAAAGCGACCACGCAAAGCGAUAGGAGCUCCCCUCGGUAAGAAGGUGGUCAUAUUCAUUGACGACGUUAACAUGCCUCGCCUGGACGUGUAUGGUGCUCAACCCACUAUAGAGUUACUCAGGCAAUUCCUAGAUUUCGGCGGUGUAUACGACCGCGACAAACUGUAUUGGAAGGAGAUAUUGGACGUGGUGUUGUCGUGCGCGUGCGCCCCGCCCGGCGGCGGCCGAAACCCGCUUACCGGCCGCUUCGUGAGACACUUCGCUAUGUUCUACAUAUCAGCGCCUAAUUCUGAAGCUAUGAAGACUAUUUUUAAAGCAAUUCUCAAAGGUCACAUGGAGGACUUUGUGUCCGAAGUAUCAGUGCUAGGUGACCCCAUAGUCAACGCAGCCGUGGACGUCUACUUGAAGAUCUGCGCAGAAUUACUCCCAACCCCAGCCAAGUCCCACUACGUGUUCAAUUUGAGAGACUUGUCCAAGUGCAUGCAAGGAGUGUUGCAAGCCAAUGCAGCGUACAUGAGACUACCGCAAGCUAUGUUGAGAUUGUUCUAUCACGAAUGUCUCCGUGUUUUUCACGACCGUCUUAUCAACAUAGAAGACAAGAGCUACUUCUACCACCUGAUGUGCACAGUCUGUCAGAAGAACUUCCAACAGCCUAUCUUAGAGAUACCAGAGGAUCCGAUAAUUGAACAACCACCAGUACUCCUUUUCGGCGACUUCCUUAACUCGGCUGUUCCCAAGGAGAACAGAACUUACCAAGAGAUACCAGAUAUACAAAAGCUGAUGGUGGUUUUAAAGGAGUACCUAGAGGAAUACAACUCUACCGCCCGCGCGGAAAUGAACCUGGUACUGUUCCGCGAUGCAGUGGAGCACGUGGCCCGUGUAGCCCGAGUGCUGCGAGCUGAGCGGGGCCACAGCCUCAUGGUAGGGCCCGGGGGCUCCGGAAGACGGUCCGUAGCGACACUCGCAGCGCAUGUCAAUGAGUGCAAAUGUAUGGGAAUGGAGUUGAAACGAAACUACGACACGCCAGAAUUUCACGAUGACUUACGCAAGAUGUACAUGAGGGCCGGCGUCAGCUGUGAGGACACUGUUUUCCUUUUCACCGAUACACAGAUCACCAAGGAAGAAUUCCUAGAGGACAUCAAUAAUAUGCUCAACUCCGGGGAGGUCCCGAAUCUCUUCGAAGGUGACACGUACGAGCAGGUGCAAACCGGGAGCCGCAACGACGCAGCCAAGACUGGCAUUAACCCUGCUGACAGGGAUGCGGUGUAUUACUUCUUCAUCAACCGAGUUAGAGCCAAGCUGCAUUUGUGUGUGUGUAUGAGCCCGGUUGGUGAGGCUUUCCGGCGCCGCUGCCGCAUGUUCCCAUCACUCGUGAACUGUUGCACAAUAGAUUGGUUCACAAAAUGGCCGCCUGAGGCGCUGCUCUCGGUUGCGCAGCAAUGCCUCCAGCCUUUGGGAGACCAAGACAUCGUUGAUAAGAUAUCCAUGCUAUGUGUCACUAUGCAUCAGGACGUGGACAUUAUGACCGACCGGUUAUACGAAGAAAUGCGACGCCACUUUUACACCACGCCAAGCAGCUAUCUGGACCUGCUGAAGUUGUACCUGGGCCUCUUGGACAAGAAGCAGCAGGACAUCAUCCGUGGCAGAGACAGGAUAUCGUGCGGUUUGCAUAAAUUGUACGAGACGUAUGAAGUGGUUGGCGUGAUGGAGCAACAGGUGCGAGACAUGGAGCCGAUUCUGGCCAAGAAAGCAGAAGAGGGCUUAGCUCUGGUGGCUCGGCUGAAAGUGGAACAGAAGGCGGCGGAUGAGGUGAAGCAGGCUGUUAUGAAGGACGAGGCUGAAGCGAAAGUGAAAGCGGAGGAAGUGAAGCAGAUUGCUGACGAAGCGAAGGCGGACCUCGCGCUGGCCAUGCCAGCUAUGGAGGCGGCGCAGAAUGCGCUAAAGGCGCUUAACAAGGCCGACAUAAAUGAGCUGAAAGCGUUCCAGAAGCCGCCAGCACUUGUGCGCUUCGUCAUGGAACCUGUUUGCAUCUUGCUGGGAGCCAAACCAGACUGGGACUCAACCAAGAAGCUGCUCGCGGACGUCAACUUCAUCAGAAACUUGGAGGAGUACGACAAGGAUCACAUUCCCGACUCGCUGCUCAAGAAGAUCAAGGUCUACCUCACGCACAAGGAUUUCAACCCAGACACCGUAGUUAAGGUCUCCAAGGUAUGUCGCUCCAUGGUGCUGUGGGUGCAAGCGAUAGACAUGUACGCGAAGGUGUUCAGAGUCGUCGAGCCCAAGAUUUUGAAACACAAAGAAGCGGCGGCCAUAUUGAAAAGUGUAAUGGCGGUGUUACGCGCGAAGCAGAAAGAAGUAGAAGCUAUAGAAGCGCAACUCGCGAAAAUGUUGGAUGAACUAAAGGUGGUAGAAGAAGAGCGAUUAAAAUUGCAAGCUGAUGUGGAUCUAGCGGCGGCGAGAUUAUCCCGAGCUGGGAAACUGACCCAGGCGUUGGCGGAUGAAAAGACGAGAUGGGAAGACAGCGUUGAAGCAGCGACAUACAAGCUGAAAUGCACGACGGGCGACGUAAUCAUCGCGUCCGGUUGCAUCGCGUACUUCGGCGCCUUCCCCUCCCACUACCGCCGUGAGCUGGAGACCAAGUGGGUGGAGCACUGCCACGAACUGGAGAUACCCUCCUCUGAUACAUUUGAUCUAAUCUCUGUAAUGGCUGACUCGUACACUGUGAGAACUUGGAACGCUCAGGGCUUACCUCGGGACGCUGUGUCCACUGAGAAUGGUAUAUUGGUGACGCGGGCGGGAAGGUGGCCCUUGACUGUUGACCCACAGGAGCAGGCUAAUAGAUGGAUUAAGAGCAUGGAGAGAGACAAUGGCCUCCAAAUCACAAAGCUGUCUGACCCCGGUUACUUGCGCAUCCUAGAAAACUGUAUCAGAUUAGGGUGGCCCAUGCUCAUAGAAGACCUAGGCGAAGCCCUUGAGGCUACAUUAUCACCAGUGCUGUUGAAACAGACUUUCCUACAGGCCGGUCGCUUACUCAUCCACCUCGGCGAUAGCGACAUAGAGUACGACACCAACUUCCGGUUGUACCUCACCACGAAGCUGGCGAACCCGCACUACUUGCCCGAGAUCUGUAUACAAGUGACGCUCGUCAACUUUACCGUCACUCUGUCCGGGCUGGAGGAGCAGUUGUUGGCUGAUGUUGUCCGCCUGGAGCGACCGGACUUAGAAGUCCUUCGAACUGAACUCAUAGUUCGAAUUAAUGCUGACAAAGCAACCCUACUGGAAAUCGAAGACAAGAUCCUACGUCUGCUGUAUGCGUCCUCGGGGAACAUUCUGGAUGAUGAAGAACUUAUUGAAACACUAAAUGAGAGCAAGGAAACUUCAGAAAUAAUAAAUGCUCGUCUAGCCGAGACUGAGGCCACAGAAGUGAACAUAUCCGCGGCCAGGGAGAAAUACCGCACAGUGGCCACUCGCGGUGCUGUCUUGUACUUUGCGGUGGCCCAACUGGCUGAUAUCGAUCCCAUGUACCAGUUCUCUUUAAAAUACUUUACACAGGUGUUCAAUUUAGUUAUAGAAAAAAGUGAAAAGUCGGAUAUAUUAGAGAAACGAUUGGAGAUACUCCACGAUGAGAUAACACUGUCGGUGUACCGGAACGUUUCUCGCGGGUUGUUCGAACGGCAUAAGCUGGUGUUCAGCUUUCUACUAAACAUGGCUAUUUAUCUACAUGCGGGUAAAGUGCAUCAAGAUCAGUGGAACUUUGUUCUAAGGGGACCGGCUGGUACCAAAGUGGUACCAGGAAAGAAGCCUUCAGUGGAAGCUAUGUCGGAUCAAAUGUGGCUCGCCGUGAACCACUUGAACGAGGCCGACCCUAGCUUUGCUGGUCUCCUGGACGAUUGCUUGAAGAAAAUUGAUAUCACUUUGGGAACAUUCACUGUGGAAAUCCAUGUGAAUAAAAACGAUAAGACUCCAGCGACGCACAAUUGGAAUGAAACACUUUCGCCAUUCGAGAAACUAAUGAUAAUCAGGAGCUUAAAGGAGGAGAAAUUGGUGUUCGCAAUAGCUCAAUACGUGAGCACCAGCCUCGGGAAUGUGUUUAUAGAGAGUCCAACCGUUCAAUUGAGUACUUUAUAUGCUGAUACCGCCGCGCCGAUACCACUGGUGUUUGUACUGAGUACAGGCUCGGAUCCUUUUGGAGCUUUUCAGAAAUUCGCUACAGAAAUGGGAAUGAGAGAGCGACUGCAUUCCAUCUCGUUAGGUCAGGGUCAAGGACCGGUCGCCGAGAAGAUGAUAAAUGCAGCGAAACCUAAGGGCGAUUGGGUGUUCCUACAGAAUUGCCAUUUGGCUGCAUCGUGGAUGUUGAGUCUCGAAGUGAUCGUAGCCCAGAUGGGCGGCGAGAACAGUGGCCUGCAUCCAGACUUCAGGCUGUACCUCAGUUCGAUGCCCACGCCCAAGUUCCCCGUGUCCGUGCUGCAGAACUCUGUAAAGGUCACCAACGAACCACCGAAAGGCCUGAAGGCGAAUGUCAAACGGGCAAUGAUAGAAAUGGACGAGGACUUUUUUGAAAAUCAUGUGCUCGGCCAAGACUGGCGUACCAUGCUGUUCGGUAUCUGCAUGUUCCACGCCAUUAUUCAAGAGCGAAAGAAGUUCGGACCCCUCGGGUGGAACAUCACAUACGAGUUCAACAAUAGCGAUCGCGAGUGCGCCAUGCUGAACCUGCAGAUGUUCUGCGAGGACGGACACAUACCCUGGGAUGCUCUCGAGUAUAUUACUAGUCAAAUUACGUACGGAGGUCGCGUCACCGAUAUGUGGGACCAACGCUGUCUCACAACCAUACUCACACUGUUCUUUUCCGCACCGACACUCGAACCGGACUACAAGUACUCCUCCUCUGGGACAUACUAUUGUCCCCGGGUUGACAAGUUGGAAGAGGCCCGGGAGUACAUCGAGACUCUGCCCGGGAUAGAAGACCCCGAAAUAUUUGGGAUGCACGACAAUGCCAAUAUUGCGUUUGAGAAUAAAGAAACCACCACACUAAUUCAGACGAUAGUCGACGUGCAACCGCGCACGGGGGGCAGUGGGGGAGGUGAGACGCCAGAACAGGUGGUCUGGCGGAUUUGUGAAUCUACCCGCGCCCAUGUCGCGACUAAGAUAGACAGGACGCAGAUACACCCAGACCUGAUGGUACCGGAUGAUAUGGGACAGCUGCAUUCGCUGACGACAGUACUCUUGCAUGAAACGGACAGGUUUAAUAAGCUACUUGCACUGAUUCACGCUUCACUCAACGAACUGCAGAAGGCUAUAAAGGGUGUCGUGGUAAUGUCUGAGGCCUAUGAGGAAGUGUUCAACUCUUUCCUGAACAACAAAGUGCCAGCGAUGUGGCACCGACAGGGCUAUAACUCGCUGAAAUCACUUGGAAGCUGGAUACAUGACCUUACAUUGAGGGUUGACUUCAUAGAGAAAUGGCUUAUAGAAGGUGCUCAAGUGAGCAGCUGGGUGUCGGGUCUGUUCUUCCCGCAAGGCCUGCUCACCGGCUCGCUGCAAGCGUACGCUCGCCGGUACCGAGUGCCGAUCGACGCUCUGAUGUUCGACUUUGAGCCCGUUCCGUUCUUCCUAUCGCAAGAGGACGUGUAUAAGUUCAAUAAACGGAAGGUUAAGGACGAAGGGCCCAGUGUAUUUGGAAAUUUGGAGAGGCCUGAGGAUGGCGUGAACAUUCACGGGCUAUUUAUAGACGCGGGUCGCUGGGACACCAAGAACAAUUGUCUUACUGAUGCUCUACCAGGUCAAAUGAACCCCUCCCUGCCGGUAGUUUGGUUCAAGCCAGUGCUAUCUCUGCCCAAGCCGGACCCUCGCUACGAGGCGCCGCUAUACAAGACCUCGGAGAGGGCCGGCACUCUCUCCACCACCGGCCACAGCACUAACUUCGUCCUGCCGGUCCUGUUGCCGGCGAACAUGCCCUCCGAGUUCUGGAUUAUACGCGGAACGGCCCUACUCACUCAGAUAACUGAUUAAACUUAAGGUUUAGAAAUAAAUUGCGUACUUAUGAAAUGCCAUUUUAAUCAAUGUUUCAUUUUAAACGAUACCGAAAACAAGCCAUGCGCCAUGUGUAUAAAUAAUUGCAUAAAAAACAAAAAAAUGGUUAUCAAAAUUACAACAAACUUUGCUUUCAGAAGGUAUAUUUUCUUUCAACAACUUCUAGCUGUCACCUUAAAUCUGAAAAUGCUGCUAAAUGUAAAUAUUAACAAGGUCACAGAAAACGUUUACAACUUAGCAACAUUUAUCCACUUGUAUAAUAUUGCCAAGCUACUUUGUACUUCAAUAUUGCUUUUCUUUUAAUAUUUUUUUAUAAAUCACUUUCGUAGUACUACUACCGAUAAUUUAAGUGUGACGUGAACUGCGCUAUCUGUAUAUCGUUAUAAUAAACUGAUAAAAAAAAUGAUCACAAAUAAUAAACCAACCAAAGUGGCAAACGUUGCUUUGCAUAGUUGCAGCGCGACGGCAAAGCGCCAUCUAUUGAACAAUGUGUGCAAAAAUGAGAGGUUGGUUUAUUUUUCAGACAUGUUCAUAAAAAAAAUUACAUAUAAAAAUCAUAAGUAGUAAAAUGUAAAAAGGAAACCUAGACUAAUUAGCGCAACAAAAGUUUAUCGUAUAACCUGACGGACUGAAUUGUGAGCCCUACAAUACGACCAACCCAGUUCGUCGGUUCUCUAUAUACACGCCAACUAUAACAUGUCCAAAACUAUCCGAAGAUGUCUGUUUACUGAUCAAAUAUUUCUAUAAUUGCGCUAAAAACACAUUAUACAAUCCUAUUUUACAAAUAAAAACAAUACAUCAAUGUAACGUUUAAAGUUUAUUGGUAAACAAUUAAUACAAAUGAUUAUUUGAAACUGAUUUAUUUAAACUGGUUAAAUCUUUGUAUUUCGAACAAUGUCUGAAAACAAAUACUUUACGAUAAGACAUGGAAAUAAAAGGAAAGUGGGCGUGUUCAAUGUGGGGCCGUGACCGCGGCGAGCAGCGACUGGAAGCCGAACUUCCAACAAUUCAAUUAAACGUAGUGAGGUAUAUUAGCGCGCAGUGAAUGGUUAUCGAAAAUUAGUUACACAUAACAACUUACCUACGUAUUCAUUAAUCAAUAGAAACGCGUUUAGAAACUAUCAUUUACAUUAGUGCUCGUUGCAUUGAUACUAUUCUAAUUUAUAAAUUUAUUGCGAUGUUUCAUAUAGAUAUCACGCCUUCAAUGGUCGCUAUUGCUCUCCGUUCGACACAGAAGUACAGUUAAUAAUCAGCUAGAUUUGUUGAAAAAUCUGUCAACAAAACUUUUGUAACGCGACUAGCGUUAAUGCGAAUCACUAACCGAAUGCUCGAUUCAUUGUUUAGAGCGAACACCGGCGGAUCCACUUUAGUGUAAAGUGGACCUUAGCACACGGGCCACGUUCGCGCGACGUCGCCGCACAUAUAUAGCGAUCUGUACAUUGCGCGACAACAGUCGACCCCACAACCACGCCCGCCAUUAAUUAUCCCUAUAUUAAAUGUGAAGUGAAUUAUAUCACAGUACUUCUGUUAAUUUCAUGUAUAUUACACUCAAUUGGUGUCAUUGAAUCAGCAAUACAAAUUAUAAUUCCUAUGUUAAAAAAAUAAAAA
Zerene cesonia (dogface butterfly) is the source of this 13872-nucleotide messenger RNA. It is a transcript of the gene Dhc16F, whose product is annotated as dynein heavy chain 6, axonemal. The coding region runs from base 1 to 12243 and encodes 4080 amino acids. Gene Ontology annotation, molecular function: dynein intermediate chain binding; minus-end-directed microtubule motor activity; ATP hydrolysis activity. Gene Ontology annotation, biological process: microtubule-based movement. Lineage: Eukaryota; Metazoa; Arthropoda; Insecta; Lepidoptera; Pieridae. The transcript is spliced from 69 exons. Gene Ontology annotation, cellular component: dynein complex. The record is from RefSeq and is a predicted model, not a curated record.